Molecule: messenger RNA, 6578 nt
Organism: Drosophila gunungcola (fruit fly)
Lineage: Eukaryota; Metazoa; Arthropoda; Insecta; Diptera; Drosophilidae
Gene: shakB
Product: innexin shaking-B
Cellular component (GO): plasma membrane; gap junction
Molecular function (GO): gap junction channel activity
Source: RefSeq, a predicted model, not a curated record
AAGCAAUUUGCAUGCCAAGAAAAGAGAAGCAAAGUUUUCCAAAAUAAAGUAUAGGAAAACCAAGAAAGCAAGUUUGCCAUAUAAUUACAAAAAUUUGAGUAAGCAGAAGAGAAAAAAGCUAGAAGACUAGAUAAAGAAGAGAAUCCAGAGCAGCAGAGCAGAAAAGCAAGUUAGCAAGCAAGCAAGAAAGCCAGCAAAGCAGAAAAGGACGCAAGCAGCAGACAGCAAAUCAAGAAAGCAGCAGCAGAUAAAAAAAAAAACAGAAAGCAGAGCAGAUAGCAAGCAAUAAGCAAAAGAUUACAAAGCAAGAAAACAGCUGAUUGAAUUAUAAACACGAGCGAGCAAAGCAGGAAAGCAGGCAAGCAGGAAAGCAGGAAAGCAAGUUAGCAAGCGAGCAAGAAGUCCAGGGAACAGGAGUCGGAGACGGACGACCAAAUACUCUAGUUGCGUGACCCGCACGUUUUACACAAUAACCAGCGUAAUUGCUCAUAAAGCGACUGCUGCGAAUGACCCGCACGCCGGAGUAACCGACCGUUUACGUUUACGGCAAUUACAAGCCGGUCCGCCGGAGGAGGUGACAGGCAAUUAGGCUUCGGGCUUCGGGUGAGAGAGGCGGUGGCGGAGGGGGGUCGGCCGUACCCCACCACCCCAACCCCGGAUGUAUAAGCCGGACACGCUCACGCGCCGCGGCAGCCUGAGAUCUCUGCGCAGCGCCCCGCUCCUCAGCACCGUGCUCGAGAGCACCCUAUCGCUGACCCGCAUCCACCCGAUCGCCUCCUUGGAGCUGCCCGGCCUCGACUAUGCGGUCCACUCGCAGUCGGCCUUCGGCGCCUACGGGCUGGCCCACCCCCGCGAUCUAGCCACCUGCACCUCGUUGCGCAGCGGCCUUGCGGCGAUCACCGCGGCCUCCGCCUCUGCCGCCGGGGGCGUCUCCCAGUCGCAGAGUGCCCUGCUCGGGCGCUACGGACCCAACGCCUCGAUUCGCCACGGAGAGCGAAAGAUUGUCCAGCCGAAACGGGUUCUAUCACGCAAACUAAAGCCACAUCUUGUUGCGGACACCGUUAAGCAGUAUAUAAGUCGGGCCCAACGCACAACCAAAAAGGGUUCUCAAGAGCAGCAAAAUAUGGAGUUUUUACGCGGCGUCUAUGCGUUUAUGCAAGUGAGUAGAUCAUCGGUGUCUCAUGUCAAAAUCGAUUCACCUGUUUUUCGCCUGCACACCAACGCAACGGUUAUAUUACUGAUCACAUUCUCGAUUGCUGUGACGACGCGGCAGUACGUAGGAAAUCCCAUAGACUGUGUACAUACAAGAGACAUUCCCGAAGAUGUUCUCAACACAUAUUGUUGGAUACACUCAACGUAUACAGUGGUCGAUGCGUUUAUGAAGAAGCAAGGUUCCGAGGUGCCUUUUCCCGGAGUUCAUAAUUCACAGGGCCGCGGGCCUCUAACAAUAAAGCACACAAAAUAUUAUCAAUGGGUAGCGUUUACACUAUUUUUUCAGGCAAUCUUAUUUUAUACACCAAGAUGGCUGUGGAAAUCUUGGGAGGGUGGCAAGAUUCAUGCGCUCAUCAUGGACUUAGACAUAGGCAUUUGUUCCGAAGCCGAGAAAAAACAAAAAAAGAAAUUACUUUUAGAUUAUUUGUGGGAAAAUUUAAGAUAUCACAAUUGGUGGGCGUACAGAUAUUACGUGUGUGAGCUGCUCGCCCUUAUAAAUGUGAUAGGUCAAAUGUUUCUUAUGAAUCGAUUUUUCGAUGGCGAAUUUAUGACAUUUGGCCUGGAAGUGAUAGAUUAUAUGGAGACCGAUCAGGAAGAUCGCAUGGAUCCGAUGAUUUACAUAUUUCCCAGAAUGACCAAAUGUAUUUUUAAAUAUGGUUCAAGUGGGGAGGUGGAGAAACACGACGCCAUUUGCAUUUUACCAUUAAACGUUGUUAAUGAGAAGAUUUACAUUUUCCUUUGGUUUUGGUUUAUAUUAUUAACGUUUCUCACAUUAUUAACGCUAAUAUACAGGGUGGUUAUUAUAUUCUCUCCUCGAAUGAGGGUCUACUUAUUUCGUAUGCGAUUUAGGUUAGUGCGUCGUGACGCUAUUGAAAUAAUCGUUCGUCGUUCGAAGAUGGGCGAUUGGUUUUUGUUGUAUUUACUAGGUGAAAACAUAGAUACAGUUAUAUUUCGUGAUGUUGUACAGGACUUAGCGAAUCGUUUAGGACAUAACCAACACCACAGGGUGCCUGGCUUAAAAGGUGAAAUACAGGAUGCAUGAUAUUGGGAGUAUUAGAAACAAUACAAAAUGCAAUUUGUCGUCUCCAUUUGAAAACCAUCGAAAUCAACAAAUCAAAUGUCAACAACAAAAACAAGACUAAGUAAAUGAAAAAAAAAAUACUACAACCACAAAGGAAUCUAGAGAUCUUCGCAGCAGCCGCUUCAUUAACAAACUCAACACACACCGCUAAAAAAUCUUUAAAAAAACGUAUCUCAAAAAUACAACCAAAAAAACUAUCGUCAGCGCAGUCAGUCAUAAAUCAGCAUUUUCAACCAUGGAGACCAUGAUAGAUAGCCGGCUAAGUCUAUCGAUAGUCGAAACAGAACAACACACAUCCAAGCACAGGGCAUACAAAAAAAAAAUGGAAGCGGAAGGAAGCAGGGAGACAUUUGGACAAAAUAGGAAAACAUCUAAACAACCACGCAACGAAAGGAAUAUUACAAAUCUCAGUGUCAAUCAAUUAACGUAACGAGAAAAUGGACAAUGGAUAUAUAUACAUAUAUAGAGAGAACGAGAAAAAUGAAGGAAGUCCUGGGACUUCCGGACAGGACUCCCAAGCUGGUGGCAAGUAGCGCCUGCCGCUAGCCAGGGGUCACAAGGUCACAAGGUCACAUGUCACAAGGGAUCGCUUGGGAAAUCAGCGAUCAGCGACCCAUAGAAAAGUUGCCCCCAAGGACAAGGUCAAAGUGUGAGAAGAACAACAGAACAACAGCAGCCAAAUGGACAGCACCGGAAACGGAAACAGACAUCCACACACAUUACGCACACACACACACCCACCCACACCCACACAGAUGACGCCAAACACACGCACUCAAACACGCUUACGGCGACAUCACUCAUUCGCCCCGUAGAACACACACACACACACACAUCGCACUUUGCUUGUCAUGCAGCGUUAACUAAACCAAACAUCAACAAAGUCGAGACGACGCCCGCGGAAAAUUGCAUUUCUGUAUUAACCCCAAAAAAAAAAGAAGGGAAGAAGGAAGAAGGAAGAAAAUUCAAGAGGAUCAGCAUCACUUUCACCGAGGAAAAGCAGGAGUUCACCAUACCAAAACGAUGCAAGCAACAACAACAGCAGCAGCAACAACAGCAACAACAACAACAUAACGGGCUGGGAAAAAACCAUUCCCGCCUGAAAAACGAAAAAAAUAAAAAAAAGGAUAUGCAGCAAAAGAAAGUCAAGAAAACGACAUGUGGAAAUCGCAGAGAAGAUUAACAGUUUAAUUAAAUUAAAUUCAAUUCAAUUAAAUUACUUAUUACAAUGAUAUCUUGAAGUGUUCAUGUAUUCGAAUGUAGGUUAACUAAGUCAAGCAUACAAAUAAUUCUACAUAUAUAAUAUAUAUAUUAUAUAUAUAUAUAAACAAUUUUUUUUUCUAACUCUAAGCAUUUGUAUUACCCGCUAAACAAAUGAACAACAAAACAAAACAAAAACGAAAUGAACAAAAAAAAAAACAAGAAAGAAAAAACAACCAAAAAAAAGCAAACUGAAAACAGAAAACAGAAUUUUUUGUAUACAGAAAAAGAAAGAAAAUUGAAAAUCGAAAUGAGCAGAUAGAGAAAUAAUGAUAAAGAAAAAAAGGAAAAAACCGAGACGAAACGAACAGAAAUAUCAGUAAAUAUCAAAGAAAGUUCAGAAAAUACCAUACCGAAUACCGAAAACCGAAACAAAAGAUACAUUUACAUAGUUUAAUUAGAAGAAACUAUAGCGCGCAUCAUUAUAUAACCGAAAAAAAAAACCGAAAACCGACCGAACAGAACGCAACUCCCACAACAAAGACAGACAGACGGAAACGGAAAUGUUUUAAGCUCACACACACUCCCCACACACAACACCCACACAAACACACACAAACACAGACACACGCGAAUAUAGCAUGUAAAGCAUAUAAAUAUAUAUAUAAUUAUCGAUCGAUCAUUCAGCAAAUGAGAGCAGCCAACAUUCGCAGCAUAAAUCAAUUAACUCCACUAAUAAUAGAGCAUACUCAACUCUCUCUCUACGAUAAUACGCCUAGUACUCAAGCGGAAAAUGCGAAAAUUCCCCAGGAAAAUCAGGCGGAAAACGCACGCUUUGCCACAUGAAUCAAGUGUAAACAUAACGAUAAUAAUAUAAUACCACUAGCGAAUAAAGUCCCAAGCAUGAGGGUUCAGUUUGGAGUUCGACAAUUUGACAAUUUGACAAAUUCCACAAUUCGACAAUUCCCAUCCCCCCACCCGGGACAAUAGGCAUUGCAGAUGGGCCUACGGUAGAGCCUUCCUAUGACAGCCCCUUCCGACAGUUACCAGCCAUCCACCCAUCCACGACUCCAUCAUGUGCUACAAAUCGUAAUAUCCGUCCAGAAAACCUUUUGAAGCGCACUCUCUCCGUUGAGAGAUCCCGAUCUCUCACCCUCCUUUUUUGGAUACCGAUCUUUGAUCUGGGAUCCCUCCGACUUCCGUGUGCCCCCAAGAAGAAAUGGACCAAAGAACCAGUCGCACAGAUGCCUCAGAAAGUUAUCACCCCCCUGCCCACUACCACGUUUUUCCCCAUCUCUCAAAGGACGACCAAAACACAGCCAGAAAAAGCCAAGCCAGAGAUGCAAAUCUAACAACAAAUAUCACUGCCAACAAAACCACUUAAAGUAAAAUCAAGUUAAAAUAGUUAAAUGGUGGAGGGUCUAUCACAAAAAGAAGUAAGGAAUAAAGGAAGGUGUUACCAAAGGCUCAACUGCAGUGCCGCAAGUAGUAAUGAAAAGCAAAAGGAAUUAAGAUUGUUCCUUGUCUCAGAAUCAGGAAUUGCCGAUAUGGACCUGCUCAAACCUCAAUCCUUUCGGGAAUUACUUUGGAUUCAAAUCAUCUAGUUUGAGUGCUUGUUUCCGUCUACUCACACUACUCAGCAUACUCAAAGACGCAUUACAAUUUAGAGGGAGGAGAAGUGGGGUUGAAGGUUGAAGCGAAAAAACAAUAAGUGUAACAAUAAAUGGUAAUAAGUAAUUUUAGCGUAUUUUUUUUUUUAACAGCUUAUAGCCAACUAAGUGAAAGUAAUUGUAAUUCUAGUUCAAACUGAAACAUUUUUGUCUGCGUUUUUUUUGUCGUGGGUUCGUAGGUUAAGUCACACACACACAUACAGUCACAAACAUAAAAAACACCCACACACACACACAGACACAGACACGCAAUAAGUGAAACGGUAAACGAAAAGCAAAUGUAUAAAUAUCGAGGAUACUUACACUGUAAUUAUAGGGGGCGAAUAAGAAAGGAAUACCAUACCAAAACGUAAGCAUAUUACAAGGAAAUUGCCAUUAGUCGAUAGUGUUAAAGCGAUACGUAUAUGAUCUACAUGCUAGGCUAACGAAAAAGAAAACCAAACAUAUAAAUGAAACCCAGAAUACUUAGUGUAGCUCAAGAUGGAAUCUCUCGUAUCUCGUAAAUCGUAACUCGUAACUCGUAAAUCCAACUAAAAGCAAUUGUAAAAUAUCGUAACAGGUCCUGGGGGCGAUCGAACAAGCAAACAAAAGUAAAAGCAAAUGCUAACGAACAAAACGCAAGACUUUAUUUUUCAAAGUGUUUGCCGCAAUAUAUUAACUCGAUGAAUUCGAAUUGUACUAGCUGAAUCUAGUGGUUAAGAAGGACAUUUCAUAGACGCAAUCCUAGAAGCAAUAAGCACAGGCGGAAACGGAAACAGAAACAGAAACAAAAACGAAAACGGAAGCGGAAGCAGACAGAGCUAACAGGAACAUCGAUGACUUUUUACCACGCUUCACCACAUCCGGUACAGUUCUAUCCACUUCUCACCACACAGCACGGCACUUCUCUCUCUUUCUCUCACUCACUCUUUAUCCCGUCUCUUUCCCACUGAAAAAUGUUAAAUCAGAGGUAAUAGGUUGUUUCCACCUAAACAAAAUCUUAAAAGACUAUGUUUUAUGUAAAUGCCGAUAUGUCAGUACGAACAAUGCUUUUUACUGACACUUGGUGUGAACAGGCCAUAGAAAUCUCAUUGCGAAAUACACUGACCAAAUUGUAAACGUGGAAACAGAAUAUAAAUCUUAUAAAUCCGACUUACAAGUUAAUGAAUCUGUGAAAAUAAUCGACAAUUCUGUUUAAAAUAUUGUGUAUUUGCUUUUCAGUGCCCCAUAAUCUCAAUUAAUGCUUGUGUUUGUUUGUUCAUUUGUUUGUUUGUUUGUUUGUUCGCGGUCUGGAUUUGGUUUCUGCCAUAUUUUUUGUGUAUAAUUAUUAUGUAUUCUUUGGUGGCUAAGUUAAGGUUUUAGUUCUGUAACUUAUACCGUACUUUCUCACUCAUUUGUUCUUUCGUGCAAUAAAAACGAGACUUGUAUACAUAUCA